AUGCAUAGAGAAUUAGAAGCACAUCCCUCCUGGAGCUCGCACAACCCAAACCCAAGUCUCUUCUUUCUCUGGGAUUUUGUAAGGCGUGGUGACUACAUGCUUCUCGAAUACGACAACAUUCUAAAUGGACGUCUUCUCCAACAUGCCGAUCAAUUUCGCACAGGACCACCAGGCACAGGUGAAAAUGCUGCAUUGAAAGUAUUUCAAGAAGUUUGUGCACGAACCCUGAUGCUGAAUAUGAUUGUCACCAACACAACCGGUCGAAUGGCAAUGAUGAUGGGGAGCGCUGGUCCCUCAGUCGAUUAUGGCGAUAAUGUUAGGCAAGCAGUUAGAGAGUUAGAGGCUGUUGUUCCAAAGGAACAUAUGAUGGCUGGUAUGGUCAACUGA
Molecule: messenger RNA, 387 nt
Organism: Botrytis fragariae
Lineage: Eukaryota; Fungi; Ascomycota; Leotiomycetes; Helotiales; Sclerotiniaceae
Exons: 2
Coding region: 1-387 (128 amino acids)
Source: RefSeq, a predicted model, not a curated record